Molecule: messenger RNA, 2430 nt
Organism: Orbicella faveolata
Lineage: Eukaryota; Metazoa; Cnidaria; Anthozoa; Scleractinia; Merulinidae
Biological process (GO): vesicle organization; intracellular protein transport
Cellular component (GO): endosome
Molecular function (GO): phosphatidylinositol phosphate binding
Source: RefSeq, a predicted model, not a curated record
GUAUCACUUUUAAUGCAUCACAUUUCGUUCUUAAGAAAGAAUUUGUCUUAAGAAAUCACACCUCAAGGUAAUUGACGUCUGCGGAUGACGUUUGGUGGUCAUUUUGCUUCAUCCGGGCCGGCUUGACGGUCGGUUUUCGGCACAACGAAACAUAUAGAGAAGGCCUGGGUCGAGUAAGUGUAGAAAAUGGCCGGUUCCUGUAUCACGUAUGUAUAGAAGACGCCGUUACAGGCUGUUUCGGCCGAGGUAUGAUUGGAGUAUGAUUAGAGAUCAAGUAGGAGAAACGGCUUACGGGAACGCGUAUUUGGAAAUCGAAGUUAAAAAUCCUCGAACUCACAUCGAAAAUGAAAAGGCACAGUACACGGACUAUGAAAUUGACUUGAAGACCAACCAUCCAGCAUUUCCACUGUUCCAUUCCCGUGUUCGAAGAAGAUAUUCUGAAUUUGUUUGGCUCAGAAAUAAACUGGGGCUUGAUGACAUGGUCAUGAUGCAUGUCCCUCGACUGCCAAGAAAACAGCUUAUUGGACGGUUUAAGGACAGUUUUUUACAGAAGCGCCAGCAGGGAUUGGAGAGAUUUCUGAACAGUCUUGCAAGUAGAAAUACGUUUGCAAAUGAUCCAGCAAUGCUAGUUUUCCUGCAGACGGGUUUGAGCAAACACCAAAUGGACUACUACCUCAAAACACGAACUCCUGGCGGGAUUAGAUCACUUGUGCUCAGAUUACAUGACAAGAAACUGAGGAAAGAUGAGGAGCAAAGGAGACCAAGAACAAAGACAUUCAGUGCGGAAUAUCCAUUGACGGAAAAGUCACAGACUCUUAAAUCCAAGAGCUAUGGUAAAGGCUGGUCAAGUUAUCACAGUGACGAUCUGUUUGGGUUUGGUGGUGAUAGAACUGAAGUGGAUACUCCAACGUACAAAGACAUGAAGAAAUGUCGCAGUAUCAGCUGUAUUGCAUAUCCUAGUGGUCUGUUGACCCUCCCCACAAUUCCUGGUAGUUGCGAGGAUGGUAUAGAAAGCAUGGGAAGUACUUCAGCUGCAGAAGGGGAAUCACAGAUUGAGGAACAUCCAUUAAGUCGUAGCUGGCAUGGGACGCCUAGAGAUGAAAUAGACCUUGUUCUAGAGGAUUAUGAAAUAAUUCCAUUUGAUCCUAUCGCACAAGUGGGAGUUGAUGUUGACACAUCGGAUGAGUUCUUUGAUAUGGACUUAGACCUGGACUAUGUAGAUAUCAAUCCGGAUAUGGAAAGUGGAAGAGAGCAUCGGUUUGAUUACUAGCCUUAAAGUCAAUAACUGAGAAGUGAUCAAUACACAGGGCAACAGAUUUUCAUGAGUUUUAACAAGCAUGGAUGUAGUAUUGUCAUAUGUUUAUUUGCUGGGUAAUUAGAACAGAAGAUCAAAAGACCCUCCCAAUAUGGUGUCCUUGAGACCUCCUGCAUCCUACGGCACUAUAAGGACCGAUGAUGAUGAUGAACAUGGUGUCCUUGGAGUGGUGAAAUUAUUCAAUCGUUUAUCCUGACAUCAGUUUAGUUUGUUUGAACAGUAAAUCAGGAUUGAAAAGACACAAAGAGAGCUCCACUAAAAUUUCCACUAAUCUUGUACGUGGAUGUAGUGAGUUCUCCAGAAACCAGCUGUGACAGUCCACCUUGGAAAGGUUUCUGUCUUGAAGAUCAAUGUAGACAAGUGCAUGCAUCCAUGUAAUGAUCUUACAGUAGCAAGUUACAGUUAAGGGUUUUGAGCUUUUCAAUGUCACUGACAAUGAACAACAGUAGACAAAAGAUAACUCCUAGGAUACGAAUUUCAGAAUUUUGUGAAUAAUAAUAUUAUAAUAAAACAAUAGAGUUAAUGUUCGUGGACAUAAAUAUGUUUUGGGCCUGCAGACUCAGACUCAUUUUAGCCCGAGCCACAAGGCGAGGGUUAAAAUGAGCUCUGAGAAGGGCCUAAAGUGUAAACUCUGUUACUAUUGUUAUCACUUUGGAGGGCAUUGAGAGAAUAAAAACUGAAAAAAUGUAAACAAAACAGUCUGGUUUAUUUCAGUGGGCUGAAAUAAAUGUAUAUUUUAGCCUGCCAAAAUUCUCCACUUUAGCCCGCAAAAUGCGCCACAAUGCCCGACAAAGUGAUAAUAAUAAUAAUUAUUGUUAUAGUGUCAGGCUAAUGUACAGUGUACAGUCUCUAGUAUAUUCUGUACAGACAUGAAAAUAUUUUAAACCUCACAGAUACAGUGAUUUGAAAUGUACUUUGAGGGUGUGCUAGUCACCGUUAAACAAUAUAAUAUGUUGUGAUUGGAUAGUUGUGCGAUACAUGAUUGGAUUACAAGGUUACAAAUCACAUGCUCUGAUAGGCUGAAUGGAUGGUUAUAACACAUAAGCUGAAUGGAUAAUAACUAUAAAACACCAUUGACUGUGAUUUGAGAAAUGCAUGAUACAUAUCUAUAAUUA